GGAGAAGCGGCGGUUCUGGAGGUGGGAAGCGGAGGUAGGGCAAGCGAUCUCGCCGUCAUCGACGGCACGAGCCGCCGCCGCGCCGUCGUUGCCGACCCACACCUGCUUCCUAGGCAGAUUACUGGGCAAGUAGGCAGUAGAACCGGGAACAUUUAAUCUGGAGAACAAAAUUUUCUUCUGCGUGAGAGUCUGACAUCAUGCAAAGUCCCAGCAAAAUCUCCAGCGCCUCUGCCUCUUCUACAACCCCUGCUGUGUGCAGGCUUCAAGGGUGGGCGGAUCUCCCAGAAGGUCUGCUCCAGUCCAUCAUUCCUCUGUUGGGCUCCUUCCUCGAGCUCCUCGCUUUUGCUGGCACCUGCCACUCUUGGCGCUCCGCCUUCUCCUCAUACCCAUCCAAAUCCACAUUCUGCACCUUGCUCCCACCUCUCCUUGUCCGACCUCAUAUCAGAGUCCAUGCUCGUCAUCUCCCUUCCAGAAGUGAUGACGGUCUCAAGCUCCGCACAUGCCAGGUCCUUGAUCUAGCUAACCUGAGAACUGCCCUGCGCUGCCAGAUUCCUGAAGACACGUUUGAGAUGUUGCGCUUUGCAGGCUCUUCUUAUGGUCAGCUGAUUUGUGGUGGCGGCAGAAAUUGUGUUGUGGUUGAUGUGUUCACAGGUACCAGAGUUUUACCACCACAGCUCCCAUUCAGUGAGGACACUUAUUUCUACUCUGGCAUGCUGACAGCUCCCCUCACCUCACAUAAUGCACACCUCCUAGUCUGCGCCUCACCCAAACAAGGCAGCACCCAAUGCACCCUGCUUGAUUGGCCAGUUGGAAGUGAUUCUUGGUCAGAACUACGGCUCAAUGAUUCACGGAUUGAGCAGAUUGUCGAGUUCAAAGGUCAGUUCAUUGCGCUGGACUAUGAGUACAAGCUCCACACACUGUCCUUGGCCCCCCAGCUUGGUCUGCAGGAGAUAGCAACUUUGUGGUGGGAUGACAUGGAUGAAUGCCCGUAUCUAAGGCCAUGGCUUGUGGUGUGCGGCGACAUGCUCCUCAUUGUUGACCACUACAUAUCCCAUUCAUUGGAUGGGGCACCUGUCAACUACAAAGCCUAUCGCCUCGACAUGUCAACUGUACCUGCAGUUUGGGUGGAGGUAGAGAAGCUGGAGAAUCACGUGCUCUUUAUUGGAAGCGAUGUGAGGAGCCCCGCGUUUUCUUGCAUCAGCCCGGGUCGAUGGGGUAGGAGGAACAACUGCCUGUACUACGCAUAUUACGAUGUACCCUGGAUCUUGCACGGGCUUGGUGAUGAGGCUGAUGCUGUGUGGGAUCCAGACAAUGACCCUGACAUUGUGUUCAAGAGGAACUGGUACACCCAAUUGCAGCCCUUCUGGGUGUACCCAAGCAUGUUCUACGCUGAUGCUGAUGGUGAGUGAUCGAUGCGUCUCGCUUGUGCUGAGAUCUCGCCUUCGGUCUCCAUAGAGAUCCGUAGUCAGAGACUUGCAUUUGCAUAGAUGAUGCAAUUAUGGUAUUGUAUCUUAAAACUUGGGAAAUGUAAGCAGACUUUUCAGUUUCACUGCUUGGUUGUUUUAUGUUGGCACUUGCACUACUAAAUCAUUUGAACUAGUUGUGUAACUGUUGGUUAUAUGCUGCAAGCCUUGAAAGCCCAGAAGUCUGGAACUGAUUACUGUUAUUUGAAUGAGUAGAAAACGUUUACAAUGCUU
This is a messenger RNA of Panicum hallii, 1697 nucleotides long. RefSeq names its product putative F-box protein At3g25750. Gene Ontology annotation, molecular function: protein binding. The record is from RefSeq and is a predicted model, not a curated record. NCBI's taxonomy places the organism in Eukaryota, Viridiplantae, Streptophyta, Magnoliopsida, Poales, Poaceae. The coding region runs from base 198 to 1409 and encodes 403 amino acids. The transcript is spliced from 3 exons.